AUGUGGUAUGUUUUAAAUGCUGUUGAUCAGCUCAGCAGAGCACUUAAAUCUUCACAAGAGAAGACUGAAAAUGAAGAGUGUGAUGAAGUUCUGCACAUCAAGACUCAGACUGAGCUCACAGUGCUGCAGAUUAAAGAGGAGUUUAAGAAGCUUCUUCAGUUUCUGCGAGAUGAAGAAGAAGCUUCAAUCACUGCACUGAGGAAAGAGGAAGAGCAGAAGAGUCAGAAGAUGAAAGAGAAGCUGGAUGACACAUAUUCAAACAUCGAGAAACUCAAACUCUUCUGCUUGGAUGAAGAACAGCCCGUGUGUGUUGUGUGCAGAGAUUCAGAAAAACAUCUCAGUCACAGAUUCCGCCCCAUUAAUGAAGUUGUGUCAUCUUACAAGGAGCAGCUCAAAACUGCACUGAAGUCUUUAGAAGAGAAGCUUAAACACAUAGAAAACAAUAAAAGAGACUGUGAUAAAACAAUCCAGCUCAUCAAGACUCAGGCUGAGGGCACAGAGUGGCAGAUUAAUAAGGAGUUUAAGAAGCUUCAUCAGUUUCUGCGAGAUGAAGAAGAAGCUUCAAUCACUGCACUGAGGAAAGACGAAGAGCAGAAGAGUCAGAAGAUGAAGGAGAAGCUCGAGGAGAUGAACAGACAGAUCUCAGCUCUGUCAGACACAAUAAAAGACAUAAAGGAGAAGAUGAUGCCUCACACCAGUGAUGCCUCAUUUCUACAUAGAUUUAAUGUCACACUAGAAAGGUAAGUUAGAUGUUGUGUCACUUGUGUCUUUGAUUGUUAUCUCAAACUCAUUGCAGUUCUAACUGGUGGAUGUUAUUUUAGAGCCCAGAGUUCACAGCAGGAUCCACAGAUGCUUUCAGGAGCUUUGAUUGAUGUGGCAGGUCAUCUGAGAAACCU
Molecule: messenger RNA, 896 nt
Organism: Cyprinus carpio (common carp)
Lineage: Eukaryota; Metazoa; Chordata; Actinopteri; Cypriniformes; Cyprinidae
Product: nuclear factor 7, brain-like
Exons: 7
Coding region: 1-744 (247 amino acids)
Molecular function (GO): zinc ion binding
Source: RefSeq, a predicted model, not a curated record